Molecule: messenger RNA, 456 nt
Organism: Macrosiphum euphorbiae (potato aphid)
Lineage: Eukaryota; Metazoa; Arthropoda; Insecta; Hemiptera; Aphididae
Source: the annotation of a GenBank genome assembly
AUGAAUAAUCUAAGCCAACAAAUCAACAACAACAACAAUUUCAAUACUAACAACAAGGCCAAUCCACCAAAUUUUAAUCAAUACUCAAUUCGUCGUCCACAAAACUAUCAACACAAUAAUCAACCAAACCUCAACCAAGCAAACACCAAUAGAAACAACAAUUUCCAACAACAAAACUACAAUAGGUUCAACAAUCGCCCUAAUUAUAACAAUUUCAACAAAUUUAAUAACAAUCGAAAUAAUAAUCCACAAACACCAAACAAUGAUACCAAUCAAAACAAGAUAUCAACUUACAAUAGCUUUGAAAAAAGGACACAAUGUGAACACUGCAACAACUACAAUCACACCAGUGCUGAAUGCAAAUGGAAGUUAAUAUGCAGCCUAUGCAAUAAGAGAUAUCACACAGCCGAAACCUGCUACUCCAAAAAUCCUAGUUCCAACCAAAAAAACCAAUAA